CUUUUGCCAUUUAAUAAGAUUGUUCGGUGACCGGCGUAAUAGUGAAAAUGUUAAGAUAAAGAAAUGCUAACAAAUUUGCAAAUAAAUAAGUAUAAAAAAUCACUUCGCUUGAAAGGUGAAACAUCGAAUGUGUAUUAGGAGAAUUAAUGGACUAGAGGCUAACAAUCAUUAUUUAUUCAAAGUUACAAAUAAUUAGAUAAUAAUACAUAUAUAUGCAAUUGUUUUGAAAUUGUUAUUUUGGCACUAUCGCGAGUAUGCCGGUUGAUAUAAGUAUAUUUGUUUUCUGCUUAGUUAUGGCAUAAAAUAAUAUAUAAAAAGUGAAAAAACAUGAAUAAUUUCAUGAACAAUUUGAUUUAACAUGAAACGCAAAUACCAUUUCUAGGUAUAAAUUUAUGUAUAUGCACAUAUGCUGCAUGUAACUACGUAAUUGUAGUCUAUAAUCUAUGUGAUUUUAUAAUAUUUAAGAUUUAACUAAUUUUCAACAUCACUGUCGCUUCAACAACAAUCAGUAUUACUGAUACUUGGUUCAAUUGCGGAAACUCUUUAGUCAAUUUCACGGAAAUGUGUACAACACAGUCUACAAUAUCUCCGACAUGCAUCAUAUUUGUAUUGUCUGCCAUCCGUACUGAAAAAAUGCACUAUCGAUGUUUUCACAUAACAGCUCUUCUAUUGGAAUUAUUGAUUGUGGCUGUAUUGCUAUUGCAACCGCAAUCAGUUUCAGCAGGGUCAUGUCGUGAAGCGCAGCUCUGCUGCAAUGGGCGUGACUCCUCUUGUGUUGUUCAAAAGACACCAAUUAAUGCAAUAAUUGAAGACCUAAACGAAAAACCAUGUUAUUGUGACCACGCUUGUCUGAAAUUAGGCGACUGUUGUACCGAUUUUAAGGAUCACUGUCGAGUGGUUGACUGUCAAGUGAGUGAAUGGACUGCAUGGAGUGAGUGUGAUAAGAGUUGCGGUACAGGGGUCAUGCUGCGUACCCGUAAAAUAAUUCGGGCACCGCAAAAUGGUGGAAAGCAUUGCCCAUCUCUGACACAAAAGAGAAGCUGUUUAGGUAUUCGAUGUCACACCGAGAGAGGAAAACGAAUCUUUCGAGAAAAUGCAGUUCUACUUCCAUCUUCGGUAUUCUAUAAUUAUAAUUCAAAUACAAGUAAAGAAUCUCUUCGGCAAACAAACAAUCUCAAGAGCUAUUGCAUAGAAUUUGAAGUAAUUAAUGCAGCAAAGGAGUGCAACAAAAUUGCUCCCUACAAUUUUCUUUUAGAAGGUGAUCGAAUAUCAGUGCGAUGUAAUAUAAGGAAAAUGUCCAACAAAUUGACCUUAUGGAAUGACGAAAUGAAUAUAGCCGCGCAAAACUUUACAUUGCGAGACACUAACAGAGUAGCAAAAUUGAAUGCACCGCGUUUGAUGCCUAGAAACUCUGCAGUUCAUAACAAUAAUAUUAAAUACAGGGAAAAUACGCAGUGUCGUGGUGAAGGUGCGACGGGUAGAUCUUCAUGGUGGCGAGCAUCCGCAAUUCCGUCUUGUCAAGGGAAAUGGCUGCGACUCACUCUAGAGACGGCUAAAUGUUCACAUACACAUUUUGAAUUCGCUUAAAACUAUAAGCAUAUCAAAUAUGUAAUUUUAAAAUGUUUAUAUUAAUUACACGAAACAAAAUAUUUAUUAUAUGUAUAAUUAGAAACAUUCGCCACAGGCAAUAUUAUUGUAAUUAAAUACAGAUAUACAUAUGUAUGUAUAAACAUGAAAGCUCAGUCUUUCAGUAGGAAUUGACAUCAAUUAUAUAAAAUUUGUAAGUUGGAAAGUCGACCCGACUUCCAACAUAUACUUUUAUAAAUAGUGAAAGAAAGCAAUACUUAUAAAUAGUAAAAUAAAUAUGAAAUAAAAAAAUAAUUAUAUAUAUUUUCAUUAUAAGAUUAGCACCUGAAACAUAAUUUAUGAGUAGGUUUUAAAUCCCGUUUUGAUGUGACUGUCCUGUGAUACAAUUUCUUAAUUCAAAAACGUAGAUAUAGAAAAUUGCUUUGAAUAUAGUUAAAGCCGAUUUUGUCAACCAUUUUUUAUAUUAAGUUCCUCCGAUAUUUACUACAUUUUAGUAUAUUAACCAUAACAUAACGGUACGUCAAAAUGGUAUAUUCAUUUUUGUUUUAGCCUGAGAACGAAAGUCUGAUCAUUUGUAUUCGGAGCAACUCCGCGCAGUUUACUCAGUCGGUCUUCAUGUGUACCUCAUAAGAUUGAAAAUGAAUGAAAUAAAUGAUCUCAGUUAAAAAACGAAUAAUUUUAAAAGUUUGACAUUCUUAUAAUCUUCAAAAGAAGAUAUCGUCAUUUCGACAUAUCGUUUUCUUUUCAGUGGUAUACUUAAAAUAGCGUUAUCUUUCUAGAGUUAAAUACCAAUAUACUUGUAUCUACAUAUAUAAUAUAUUCUUAUGUCUGCAAUAAAUUCAUUCUAUACAGCGAAAAGUUGAUGCAAUAAGUGCA
Messenger RNA from Bactrocera neohumeralis, 2463 nucleotides. RefSeq names its product somatomedin-B and thrombospondin type-1 domain-containing protein (gene vex). The transcript has 6 exons. NCBI's taxonomy places the organism in Eukaryota, Metazoa, Arthropoda, Insecta, Diptera, Tephritidae. The coding region runs from base 562 to 1587 and encodes 341 amino acids. The record is from RefSeq and is a predicted model, not a curated record.